Molecule: messenger RNA, 7318 nt
Organism: Chelonus insularis
Lineage: Eukaryota; Metazoa; Arthropoda; Insecta; Hymenoptera; Braconidae
Product: putative glutamate synthase [NADPH]
Exons: 18
Coding region: 510-6698 (2062 amino acids)
Molecular function (GO): iron ion binding; iron-sulfur cluster binding; flavin adenine dinucleotide binding
Source: RefSeq, a predicted model, not a curated record
AAUUUAUAUUUCAUCAACAAAUCGCAUAGUUAUUUAAUUGAUAAUUGUGGCCUAAUAACAAACUGUUUCAAUUGAUUUUUUUUCCAUUGAAGACGCACCUUAUAAACAGUAGAAUAUUCGUACUAAAGGGACAGUAGUCGGUCGGGAGCUCAGUGCGACUUCGUUAACGUGCCAGUAAGCUUUUACACAGUUUUAAUCAAGUGUUUGUUGAAAAUUUAGACGAUUAUUCCUGAUUAAAGUACGAUAUCAACCCAAUUGGGUUAUGUAUUAUUAAUCACUUUAGUGGUAUUCAGAUAAAUCAUUGAACAGAAUUAGUGAAAAUUUCUAUGUUUAUAUAGAAAUAACAAUCAUUUAAAUAAACAUUUUUUUAAACUUUCAAGAGGACUCCUCUAGUGCUUUCAUCAAGUUUGUGUCAAUUAUUUUAGCAAUACCAAAAAGUCAUUUUCAGAUAAAGUUAUUCUUUAUAAAGGCUGUGCCAAGCAGUUCUCUAACAUCGAGGAGCUACGAAUAUGAGCACUGGUGAUUCCUGGUCUCUUCCGGUUAAGCAGGGUCUUUAUGAUCCAACCCUUGAAAAAGAUGCAUGUGGUGUUGGUUUUAUCGCUGCUAUCGAUGGACGACGUUCGCAUAAGAUUGUACGAGAUGCAGAAAUCUUGUCGGCACGUAUGAACCACAGAGGUGCAUGUGCUUGCGACAAUGAUACAGGAGACGGUGCUGGAGUACUUUGUGCUAUCCCUCACGAUUUUUAUGCAGAAGAUGUUCGAGAGAAGCAAGGCGUGGAGUUGCCGGAAUUUGGUCGCUAUGCAACGGGAAUAUUUUUCCUGGACAGGAAUACCCAUAAGCAAACGGAAGCGGCUUUCGAGAAGCUGGCAGGCGAAUGUGACUUGAGAGUUAUUUGUUGGCGUGAUGUACCAACUGAUAAUUCCUACAUUGGCCAAGUAGCAAGAAAAUGUGAACCGUAUAUGCGUCAGGCUUUCGUAACCGGCGAUCAAGAAUUUGACAUUUUUAAUCGUCAGAUAUUUGUACUACGAAAGCGUGCUUCGCACACAAUCGCUCAACCCGGCCUAAGAUUCUACAUUUGUUCACUGUCUUUGAAAACAAUUGUUUAUAAAGGACAAUUAACGGCAGACCAGUUAUGGCGUUACUUCCCAGAUUUAAAUAAUCCUAAAUUUGAAACCUACCUAGCGUUGGUUCAUACUCGUUUCUCAACGAAUACUUUUCCAAGCUGGGAGAGAGCACAACCAUUACGGCUUCUUGCUCACAAUGGUGAAAUCAAUACUCUCCGAGGAAAUGUUAACUUCAUGAAAGCUCGAGAAGGUGUUAUGAAAAGUGAUGUUUACAGAGAUCAAUUAAAAGAUCUUUAUCCAGUUGUUGAGCCGAAUUUGUCAGAUUCUGGUGCUGCUGACUGCGUACUAGAGUUUUUGGUGAUGGCUGGGCAACGAACUUUACCUGAGGCUGUAAUGACAAUGGUACCUGAAGCGUGGCAAAAUGAUCUAACUAUGGCAGAAGAAAAACGAGAUUUUUAUCACUGGGCUGCAUGUGCUAUGGAACCAUGGGAUGGUCCUGCACUCCUCACUUUCACUGAUGGGCGAUUCGUUGGUGCUAUUCUGGAUAGAAAUGGCCUGCGCCCAUCGCGCUUCUACGUCACUAAGGAUAACAUGAUGGUGAUGGCGUCUGAAGUAGGCGUCUAUGACACUCCGCCCAGCAAUGUUGUCCUGAAGAGCCGCUUGAAGCCUGGCAGAAUGUUGUUGGUUGACACUGAAGAAAAGCAGAUCAUUCAAGAUGUUGAACUCAAACUAAGCAUUGCCAGAAGUAGACCACAUUCCAAAUGGCUCAAGGAACAGAUGAUUACAAUGAAUCAUCUUCGUGCAGCACAUGUUACUAAUGGCAUUGCCAAUGGUAUGGGCAUAGAAAACGGGCAUGGAGCUGAAGAUUCGAAAAAACAUGGAUUAAAUUAUGAUCUAAGAGGUGUAGAUCGUACUUGGGGAGGCGAUAAGAGACUACAAUUAUAUGCGUAUACAAUUGAAAAUAUUAAUUUAUUGCUUCUACCUAUGCUCGAAACGAAGAAAGAAGCUCUUGGAUCAAUGGGAAAUGAUGCUCCCCUGGCUUGCCUUUCAGAAUUCCAGCCGUUAAUUUAUGAAUAUUUCAAACAAUUAUUUGCUCAGGUAACAAACCCUCCAAUUGAUCCCAUUCGUGAGAAAAUAGUGAUGUCGCUUCUCUGCCCAAUUGGACCUGAGAGCAAUAUUCUUGAGCCAAAUGAAUUGCAAGUGCACCGUUUAUUUUUACCUCAUCCAAUUUUAUCACUUGCUGAUCUAGAAGUAAUAAAACAUACUAGCUACCGUGGCUGGAAGACUAAAGUAAUCGAUAUUACUUAUCCAAAAGAAGAAGGAACUUCUGGGUUCCUGAAAACUCUUCAUCGUGUUGAUAAUGAAGCUAAUCAAGCAGCAAAAGACGGCUAUCAAUUGAUUGUUUUGUCUGAUCGUCUAGGUGGUCCUGACAGGAUCCCUGUAAGCAUGUUACUUGCUUUAGGAUCAGUUCAUCAUUAUUUGAUAGAAACUCGACAACGUAUGAAAGUUGGUCUAAUCGCAGAAACUGCUGAAGCUCGCGAAGUUCAUCAUGUUUGUGUUUUACUUGGCUAUGGAGCUGACGCUAUGUGUCCAUAUUUAGUUUUUGAAACUGCACGAAUUCUUCGAGAUGAGGGAGUUUUGGAUCAAUCUCUUACUGAUGAAAUUUUAGCCAAUAAUUAUGCAGAAGCUAUGGAAAAGGGUAUCGCUAAAGUCAUGGCUAAAAUGGGUAUAUCAACAUUACAGUCUUACAAAAGCGCACAAAUCUUUGAAGCUGUUGGACUUGCUGAUGAAGUUAUCGAUAAAUGCUUCAGAGGAACUUACUCACGUAUUGGAGGAGUAACAUUUGAUAUCUUGGCCAAAGAUGCGGUUGAACGUCAUUCUUUGACCUACAUUGAAAAAGCAGUUGAUAUGUUAGUCCUUCGAAAUCCUGGAAAUUAUCACUGGCGCGCUGGAGGAGAAAAACAUAUAAACGACCCUGUUAGUAUCGCUAAUUUGCAAGAAUCUGUCACAUUACGUAAUAAAAAUGCUUAUGAGAGUUAUCGAAAAUCUACUAUGGAAGCUGUACAAAGUUGUACUCUUCGAGGACAGUUAGAAUUACGUAAAUCAAACAAUCCUGUUCCUAUUGAAGAAGUGGAACCUGCUUCAGAAAUUGUCAAACGUUUUGUUACUGGUGCAAUGAGUUUCGGAAGUAUUUCUAUUGAAGCUCACACGACUCUAGCAAUCGCAAUGAAUCGUAUUGGAGGUAAAUCAAAUACAGGAGAAGGUGGAGAGAAUGCUGAUCGAUAUCUUAACCAAGAUCCAGAGUUUAAUAAGCGAUCUGCUAUCAAACAAGUAGCCAGUGGUAGAUUUGGAGUUACUUCCAGUUAUUUAGCAAAUGCUGAUGAUCUCCAGAUUAAAAUGGCUCAAGGCGCUAAGCCAGGAGAAGGUGGUGAACUUCCCGGUUAUAAAGUAACAGCUGAUAUUGCCAGUACAAGACACUCAGUACCUGGAGUUGGACUUAUUUCUCCUCCUCCUCAUCACGAUAUAUAUUCAAUUGAAGAUCUUGCAGAAUUAAUUUACGAUUUGAAAUGUGCCAAUCCUAACGCACGUAUUUCUGUGAAAUUAGUGUCUGAAGUUGGUGUUGGUGUUGUGGCUUCAGGAGUUGCUAAAGGCAAAGCAGAGCAUGUUGUGAUUUCGGGUCAUGACGGUGGUACUGGAGCUAGUAGCUGGACUGGUAUUAAAUCUGCAGGACUUCCUUGGGAAUUAGGAGUUGCUGAAACUCAUCAAAUUUUGACUUUGAAUAAUCUUCGGUCAAGAUUAAUUGUUCAAGCUGAUGGUCAGCUUAGAACUGGAUUUGAUAUUAUUGUUGCAGCUCUUCUUGGUGCUGAUGAAUUCGGAUUUAGUACAGCACCUCUAAUUGCAAUGGGAUGUACCAUGAUGAGAAAAUGUCAUUUAAAUACAUGUCCAGUGGGUAUUGCUACUCAGGAUCCAGUCCUUCGUAGCAAAUUUGCGGGUAAACCUGAACAUGUUAUCAAUUUCUUCUUUUCUUUGGCUGAAGAAAUCCGUGGUCAUAUGGCGAGUCUUGGCAUUCGUAAAUUUCAAGAUUUAAUUGGUCGUACAGAUUUACUUAAAGUGCGUGACGAUAUCAAGAUUGAAAAAGCCAAACUUUUGGAUUUGUCAAACAUUCUCCGUAAUGCUCUUGAACUCCGUCCAGGUGUCAACAUUCGAGGAGGAACAGUGAAGCAAGAUUUCCAACUUGAAAAUCGUCCUGACAAUGAACUAGUAGAACAAGCAAAACUUAUUCUCGAAGGAGAACAAAACAGAGUCAAUAUUAAAAUGACAAUAAAUAAUGAGACUAGAGCAUUUGGAUCAACCUUAAGUUACUUUAUUUCAAAACAUUGUGGAGAAGAAGGUUUGCCAGAACACAGUAUAAAUAUUCAAUUAAAAGGAUCUGCUGGGCAAAGUUUUUGUGCCUUCUUAACUAAAGGUGUCCAUGUUACUCUUGAAGGAGACGCUAAUGAUUACGUCGGAAAGGGUCUUUGUGGUGGUGAAAUUGUAAUUUACCCACCGAAAGAAUCAGAAUUUUUAUCAGAAGCUAAUGUAAUUGUUGGUAAUGUAUGUUUAUAUGGUGCAACAUCAGGAAAAGCCUAUUUCAGAGGUAUCGCAGCUGAAAGAUUCAGCGUUCGAAACAGUGGAGCUGUUGUCGUUGUUGAAGGUGUUGGAGAUCAUGGUUGUGAAUACAUGACUGGAGGUUGUGCUGUGAUUCUUGGACUUACUGGAAGAAACUUUGCAGCUGGUAUGUCUGGAGGUAUUGCUUAUGUCCUUGAUGUCGAUGGAUCUUUUAAGAGUAAAUGUAAUCCUGAAAUGGUUGAACUAUUGCCUUUGAAUGAUAAAGAAGAUAUCGCUUACGUUAAACAGCUUCUAGAAGAAUUUAUCGACAAGACUGGAUCUCUUAUCGCUAAAGAAUUAUUGUUAACUUGGCCAGAGCCUACCACAAGAUUUGUUAAAGUAUUCCCCUAUGAAUAUCAAAGAGCAUUAAAACAACUUGCUGAAGAAAAAGCUACUGUACCAAUUGCCAAUGGAAACUCCAAAAAUCAGGCACAAAUUAAAGAUAUUGAAGAUUCAGUUGAAGACGCAGAAAUAGCUCAGAAAAAGCUUGAUAAAAUUAAGGGAUUUAUAAAAUACAAACGGCACACUGCAGUGUACAGACCUGCUGAAAAACGUGUUGAGGAUUGGGACGAAAUCUAUAACUUCCAAGGUGUCAGAAAAGGAUUGAGAGUUCAAGCUGCAAGGUGUAUGGAAUGUGGAGUACCAUUCUGUCAAAGUAGCCAUGGAUGUCCUUUGGGUAACAUCAUUCCUAAGUGGAAUGAUUUAGUAUUUCAACAAAAUUGGCAAGAAGCUUUGAAACAAUUACUCCAAACUAAUAACUUUCCUGAAUUUACUGGAAGAGUUUGUCCAGCUCCGUGUGAAGGUGCAUGCGUUCUUGGAAUUUCAGAACCUCCAGUUACAAUCAAAAAUAUUGAAUGUGCUAUAAUUGAUCACGCUUUUGAACAAGGAUGGAUUACUGCACAUCCUCCGGCUGUAAGAUCUGGAAAACGGAUUGCUAUUGUAGGUUCUGGGCCAGCUGGGCUGGCUGCUGCUCAUCAGCUCAAUAAAGCAGGGCAUUUAGUUACUGUAUUGGAACGAAACGAUCGAAUUGGAGGUCUUUUGCAGUAUGGAAUUCCUACAAUGAAGCUAUCUAAAAAAGUUGUUCAACGUAGAGUAGCGUUAUUGGCUGCUGAGGGUAUUGUUUUUAAGACUGGGGUUGAUGUUGGCAAAGAUAUUUCUGCACAACAAUUGAAAGAAGAGUAUGAUGCAGUUCUCUUGUGUACUGGAGCUACGUGGCCGAGAGAUUUGCCAAUCCCAGGACGUCAUUUAGAAGGGAUUCAUUUUGCAGUUAGCUUUUUAGAGCACUGGCAGAAGAAACAGAUGUGUAAUGAUGCUCCAUUAAACAUGAAAUUGAUCGCUAAGGAUAAAGAUGUAAUCAUCAUUGGUGGUGGUGACACUGGGUGUGACUGUAUCGCUACUUCAUUGAGACAAGGUGCCAAGAGUAUUACGACAUUUGAAAUUUUGCCUGAGCCACCGACAAGACGAGCGAAUGACAAUCCUUGGCCGCAAUUCCCAAAAGUUUUCAAGGUUGAUUACGGUCAUGAAGAAGUCUCACUUAAAUUUGGACGGGAUCCACGUCAAUUUAGCACUUUGAGUAAAGAAUUUUUGGAUGAUGGUAAUGGUAAUGUAUCAGGAAUUAAAACAGUGAGGGUAGAAUGGACUAAAGAUGACGUUGGACGUUGGAAAAUGACUGAAGUUGAAGGAUCUGAGCAGAUUUAUAAGUGUAAUCUGGUAUUACUCGCUAUGGGAUUUUUAGGCCCAGAAAAAUAUAUUGCUGAAGAAUUGCAAGCUAAAUUGGAUGGUCGCGGAAAUUAUGAAACACCUGUUGGCAAAUAUGCCACAAGUUUGCCUGGCGUUUAUGCUGCUGGAGAUUGUAGAAGAGGUCAAUCACUCGUGGUCUGGGCGAUCACUGAAGGUCGUCAAGCAGCUCGUGAGAUUGAUCAAGCUUUAACGAAUUAUACAUCGCUACCCGGUCCAGGAGGAGUAAUUGUCAGUGUGUUGGCUUGAACAUGAUCUUCCGUCGUCAAUGGUAUUUUACAUUACUUUAUAUUUAUAAAAGAUAUCAUUUAUUCGAUUUAUAGAGCAACAAAUUUAUAUUACAAUUUGUUUAUCAAAACAACUUAUUAAUAAAUUAAUUAACAAUUAAAAGUGAAUUGAAAAUUUGCAAGCCCAUAAAACGUUGUUUGAAAAUAUUUAAUGUCUAGUAUUUAAUGUUGAGUUAAAUCGCUUAAUAAAUAAGAAUUAAAGAAUAAAUUAGAUAGUGGUCAGAGAAUAUUUCAAUAUUUGGCUGUGUAAUUGAGUAAAACUUUCAGAUUAUAUUAUUGAUUAAUACUGUCACUAGACUUCAGUUAUUGAAUUUAAUAAGCAUCUAAAGCAAAUAAUAUCCUUAGAAUACAUUAUUUUCAACAUGAGUAAAAAUAAUAAUUGAAUUAAUUAAUAAGUAAAACAUUAAUAUGGAUUAAUAACGGAUGAUCAUAUCAACCCUUGCAGUAUGGCAUUAUAGGGCUUUGACUUUACUAUCAAUUAAAAUUCAAAAUGCAAACUUAAUCAUCAAUUAACUAAAGGGCCUUUCUGCAACGAAAAACAAUAUAUUCAGUACAAUUUCCGUUCACAAUUUAUCACAUUCA